AAUUAUGACUUCUCUCUCUUCUCUUCGAUAAUCGAUACCCUACUUCAUACCCUUUCCCUUUUGGCUUCAGAGAACACCGAACGAGAGUGAGACAACCUCAGCCCUUCCUCUCAGAACGCCGACGAUUUAGUGUUGCCGGCUUGCCGCUGCCGCUGGUUUAGUGUCGUCGAUCAUAUCUUCGCCGUCCUGCUUCGUGUGACAUAUGUUCAAACUGUGAACACCCAGGAGCUGGAACUGGAACUCUAGAAAUACAAGAACAAAACUCGAAUUUGGGCUUGGGAGACAGGGAGCUCUAACUACCGAUUGUGGCAGUAAAGUUCUUCAUCUGUUCAAAUAGAUGGCUCGUUUCCAUAAUAAGAAAAAGAAGGCGUUUGUCAAGCCUGUUGUAAAGAAGCAGAGUGUCGAUCAUGUAACUGGAGAUAAAAUCCCGAAAAGCUUUGUCUUUUCAAGAGGAAAACUGCCGAGUUCUCUGAGACACUUGGAAAUGGACUUGAGGAAGCUGAUGCUCCCCUACACGGCACUUAAGCUUAAGGAAAAGAAACGGAAUAAUUUGAAGGAUUUUCUGAAUGUUGCAGGGCCAAUGGGUGUCACACACUUUCUAAUACUAUCAAAAACAGAAACUGCACCCUAUCUUAGAGUUGCAAGAACUCCUCAAGGUCCAACUCUUACAUUUAAAAUACAUGAGUAUUCAUUGGCCGUUGACGUUGCGCAGUCCCAACUGCGUCCAAGAUGCCCUCCGGAACUUUUCAAAAGCUCUCCCUUGAUAGUCCUUUCUGGUUUUGGGACUGGAGAUCAACAUCUAAAGCUUACAACUAUUAUGUUUCAAAAUAUAUUUCCAUCCAUUGAUAUCAACACUGUGAAACUUUCUUCUUGUCAAAGGAUUGUUCUGCUCAAUUACAAUAAAGAGACAAAGCUUAUAGAUUUCCGGCAUUAUUCCAUCAGAUUACAACCUGUUGGUGUCUCCCGCAGAAUUAGGAAAUUUGUGCAGAACCAUCAGACACCUGAUUUGAGGAAUCUUCAAGAUGUCAGCGACUUCAUCACAAAGGCGGGUUACGGGUCAGAAAGUGAAGCAGAUGAUGAAGCAGCAACAGUAAAUCUAUCAAGCGAUAUCGGUAGAGUUAACAAGGCUUCAACAAAAAGUGCUGUCAAGCUUCAAGAGAUUGGACCUAGGAUGACACUUCAACUCAUCAAAGUAGAGGAAGGAUUAUGUACUGGUGGGGUCAUCUUCAAUGAAUAUGGAAACGAAGGUGGGCUAAUAAAGCAAAAAGAUCAGGCAAUGGAGGAGGAAGAUUAGAACUGGAUAACCAUCCAGCUUGGGAGACCGGAGAUUAGACUAUGCGACAUUUGAUCCCCAGAUGUGGGGACCAUCGAGUUUUUUUGUACUGCAGAAUGUUAAUGUUUUAUUAGUGAAAUGGCAUUUUACACCAAAAAAAAAAAAAUCUAGUGGAAUGACAUUAAAAUAUGGAGGUAUUUUAGAUGGGAAUGAAGUUUGAUCUCCCCCCUCUCUCUCUACUAUGGUUGUUUACCGAGCUUCUCUAAGCGACCUAGGGUCCUCUUAUCUACUAUAGAAAAGAACUUGGUCUUUGAUAUGCCAUCGGAUUCCCCCACGGCAGAAAUAGCCCAUUUGAAUGUCAAAAUUUUGACUUCAGACCUUUUUUCCAUAUGUUUGUGUGGGCAUGUGGAAACAUGAAUUUAUGCAUGUAAUAAUUAUUUUACUUUA
Nelumbo nucifera (sacred lotus) is the source of this 1720-nucleotide messenger RNA. RefSeq names its product PETER PAN-like protein (gene PPAN). Gene Ontology annotation, biological process: ribosomal large subunit assembly; rRNA processing. The record is from RefSeq and is a predicted model, not a curated record. Gene Ontology annotation, molecular function: rRNA binding. NCBI's taxonomy places the organism in Eukaryota, Viridiplantae, Streptophyta, Magnoliopsida, Proteales, Nelumbonaceae. Gene Ontology annotation, cellular component: preribosome, large subunit precursor.